Molecule: messenger RNA, 1573 nt
Organism: Dama dama (fallow deer)
Lineage: Eukaryota; Metazoa; Chordata; Mammalia; Artiodactyla; Cervidae
Gene: CTF1
Product: cardiotrophin 1
Exons: 3
Coding region: 195-938 (247 amino acids)
Source: RefSeq, a predicted model, not a curated record
GGCUGAAGGGUCGGAUGCCGAGCGCCCGCGGGGAGCAGGGGUCAGAAGGGCUGGAAGCUGGGGUCCGGGUCACCGCCACCCCUAAGUCGGGGAAGGGAGCGGCCUGAGCGGGGGAGAACAGGGCUGCGGUGUCAGGAUUUCAACACUGGUAUGGGGACAGGGAAUGCAUUUCAGGUGGAUCAACCAUUUGGCAAAUGUCUGGUGCCCUAUUCUCCCUCAGUUGGAAUGGGACAGAGCCUGCCUGGCUUAAAAAUUGGAGAAUUCAGAGUGGAGCCUCUGGGUUCAGGAAGAGCGAGCCUGGAAGAAGUGGUCAAGAAGCAAGGGGUUGGGGUGCUCUCAUUCCUCCCCUGCUUUUCCCACCAGAGGACCCCCAGGCUGACUCCUCAGCCUCACCCCUUACCCACUUGGAGGCCAAGAUCCAACAGACACACAGCCUUGCCCGCCUCCUCACCAAAUAUGCUGAGCAGCUUCUCCAGGAAUAUGUGCAGCACCAGGGAGACCCCUUCGGGCUGCCCGGCUUCUCGCCACCGCGGCUGCCGGUGGCCGAUCUGAGCGACCCUGCUCCGGGCCACGCGGACCUGCCAGUGCACGAGCGCCUGCGGCUGGACGCGGCGGCGCUGGCUGCGCUGCCGCCGCUACUGGACGCGGUGCGCCGCCUCCAGGCCGAGCUGAACCCGCGCGCACUGCGCCUGCUGCGGCGCUUGGAGGACGCGGCGCGCCAGGUCCGAGCUCUGGGCGCCGCGGUGGAGGCCCUGCUGGGCGCGCUGGGGGCCGAGAGCCGCGGGCCCGGGCCCGAACACGCGGCCGCCGCCGCCACUGACUCCGCGGGCGUCUUCCCGGCCAAGGUGCUGGGGUUCCGUGUGUGCGGCCUCUACCUCGAGUGGGUGAGCCGCACUGAGGUCGACCUGGGCCAGCUGGCGCCCGGGGGCCCGGCCUGAGCGCUGGGCGCGCGGUCCAGCUCGUGGUCCCCUCCCUGGCCGUCUCCAUCUCUCGCCACCUCUGUCAGCGUCUCUGUGUCCUCCGACUGUGUCCGUCUCUCUGUUUUCUUUCUACGCUUCUCCAUCUCUUUUUCUCUCUGGGUCCUUCUUGUCUCCCUCUACGACUUCCCUUAUCUGUCAUGUCUUUGCUUCCCUGGAGUUUUCUCCAUCACUUGGGUUGCCUCUCUGAGGGUCUUAGUCUUCCGGUCUCUUGUUUCCUCUGGGCCCCCUGGGAGCCUGUGUAUAUGUCCAUCUCAUCUCAAGGAAGGGACACCUGUCACUCUGUUUGCCUCUGUCCUUCUCUCUGUCGUUUCCUGGCCAGGAACAUGCCUGUUGACCCUGUGGUGGAAGGGCUCCUCCAGACAAAUUUCAGCCACCUUCCUCCAGGGUCACUCCACCUGCUGCUCUCCCUGUCCCCAACCCAGCCCUAGUGGCCCUCCCCCCUCUCCCUUUGAUGCCCUCCACCCCUUCCCCUCCCUCUGCCCUAAUCCUACACCUUCCCUUCUCCUCAAGUCAGGUUUUUGGAGACAAAAAAAAAGAAGAAAAAUCUCACCCCUUUGAAGAGUUUUAUUUACGAGAAUAAAUUAAUUUUUUGU